Daphnia magna is the source of this 1820-nucleotide messenger RNA. Its product is annotated as hydroxymethylglutaryl-CoA synthase 1. The transcript is spliced from 8 exons. Gene Ontology annotation, biological process: acetyl-CoA metabolic process. NCBI's taxonomy places the organism in Eukaryota, Metazoa, Arthropoda, Branchiopoda, Diplostraca, Daphniidae. Gene Ontology annotation, molecular function: hydroxymethylglutaryl-CoA synthase activity. The record is from RefSeq and is a predicted model, not a curated record. Bases 275 to 1633 code for a protein of 452 amino acids.
GAAAAUCAGGAAAUGAUGUUGAAAAGUUCAUAGGUUUUUUAUAAAACAUCUUGACAACUCUGGCAGUCAGUCCUAAGCUCCGAGCGUAGUCGGCUGAAAACAACCAACCGAGGACAUGAUCUAACGAUACGAACUCGUUUUCAAGCCUGAAGCAGGUCUCGUUUUCUCCGGGCGCUCGUUCAUUCUCUCGAAUGCGGGAAGAUUGAACACCACGGUUAAAUUUGAGCCUCUUCUAUUGCUCACUCUCUGUUAGCCGAUUGCCCAUUGAUCAAAAAUGAACUCCAAUUCAAAUUGUGGAGAUGUGGGAAUUCUGGCAAUUGAAAUAUAUUUUCCCAACCAAUACGUUGAACAGAGUGAGUUAGAAGAGCAUGAUGGUGUCUCGAAAGGGAAAUACACUAUCGGACUUGGCCAGCAGAAGAUGGGGUUCUGCAAUGAUAGAGAAGAUAUCCAUUCCCUCUGUUUAACAGUUGUCCAAAGGUUAUUGGAGAAGAACAAAAUUGGUUAUGGAGAAAUAGGAAGAUUGGAAGUUGGCACUGAAACUAUAAUUGACAAGUCCAAGAGUGUUAAAACGGUGCUUAUGCAAUUGUUUAAGCCCAGUGGUAACACAGAUAUUGAGGGUGUAGAUACUACCAAUGCCUGCUAUGGAGGAACAGCUGCAUUGUUUAAUGCCGUAAACUGGAUCCAGUCUCAGUUUUGGGAUGGCCGCUAUGCUCUUGUUGUUGCUGGAGAUGUAGCAGUCUAUCCCCCAGGUCCAGCCAGGCCAACGGGAGGAGCAGGUGCAAUUGCAAUGCUAAUUGGACCAAAUGCCCCUAUAACUUUUAAUAGAGUACGAGCGACUCACAUGGAACAUGUGUAUGAUUUCUAUAAGCCUGAUUUGUCAUCCGAAUUCCCUACUGUCGAUGGAAAAAUCUCAAUCGAAUGCUAUUUAAGUGCCCUGGACUGCUGUUAUGAGAGAUACUGCAAAAAAGAAAACCGUCCAGACGUCAGCUUUGACGACUUUGAUUACUUUUGCUUCCAUUCACCCUACUGCAAGUUGGUGCAAAAGAGCUUUGCUCGUCUCUGCGUCAACGAUUACUUUCUCUACAGUGAUAAAGAACAAUCGGAUAGCAAGUAUCCAGAUCUAGUGCCUUUCAAGAAUUUAAAUCUGAAGGAAACUUAUUUUAAUCGAGAAUUAGAACAAGCUGCAGUCAAGUGUAGUAAAACCUCUUUUGAAGCCAAAACUCUUCCUUCUUUGAUGAUUGCUAGCAUGGUGGGAAACAUGUACACUCCUUCCUUAUAUGGAGGAUUGGUGUCCCUUCUGGUCAAUAAAAAUGCUGAAUCUUUGCUGGGCAAGCGGAUCGGUAUGUUUUCGUAUGGAUCCGGCCUUGCAUCGUCCAUGUUUUCAUUACAAGUGAGUAAAGAUGCUGGCCGAGUUGAAUCGUUGCUGGCUUCUCUGGGAGACAUUCCCAGCCGCCUGGAAGCUCGCACAGCUUUGCCGCCCGCCGAAUUUACUACCAUUUUGAAAGCCAAAGAAGAUUCUUACAAUAAAGCUCCAUAUCAGCCAACCGCCUCGUUGGAUACGUUGACAUCAGGAACGUAUUACCUGAUAGAAGUGGAUCCGCAAUAUCGGCGUACCUAUGGUCGUCGUCCCUAGAUGUCUCUCUAAGUCGCUCAGCCGGAUGGAAAAUGAAUGAAAAGCCAUUAGGAAAGACCCAUUUUUUAAACGUUCAUUCGUUUAUAAAGUUAAGUAGUUACACAUAUGGGGGGAAAAGAGUUCUCUAUCUCAUCAAAACAAAUCAGUUUACACACCUUGUAAUACAUUUUGACCAUUUAGUUACAAA